AUGGCGGUGAUGAUGGCUAAGCUCGAUAGUUUAGAUAGAUGGAUGACAAAAAUGGAUCAAACAAUCCAUGCUAUUGGAGUUGGAUGUGAGAACUGUAGAGGGCCUCAUCUCACAAAGGAUUGUGACUUGGAUGAAAAUGGAAACAAGAAAGCUCAAGUGUUCUACUUAAGCGGCGAUCGAUACGACGAGAAAUGGCGGAAACCAAAGAAAGAAUGGCUCCCAUUUAUAGCCGCGUCCGAAAAAAGACACAAUGAUCAUGAUGCUGCAAUACAAGAGACCAGAGAUAUGCUUAGGACUCAGCAAGCAUCUAUUCUCAACAUUGAGAAACAGCUAGGACAACUUGAACAUCAAGUGAACGAGAGAAGACCGGGUCAACUUCCAAGUAAACCCGAGAAUAAUCCGAGAAUGGAGAAUGUGAAUGCUGUGACCUCCAGCUAUGGAGAAAUUUUCACCCAUGCACAGAAGAUCUCCAAGCCUUACAACCCUCCUCUUCCAUUCCCAAUCAGGGUCAUACCUGCUGAAAAGAUUAAAGCAUACAGAGCUUUCAUGGAGCAUGUUAGAGCCCUUCAAGUCAACAUUCCAUUUGUGGAAACAAUGCUUCAAACACCCAAGUAUUUUAACUUGAUAAAGGGCUUCUUUGCUGCUAGAAAAGAUUUAGCUAAAGUCGCGGAGAUAGUAAUGAGUGAGCUACCAGAAAAGAAGGGCGAUCCGGGAAGCAUCAUAAUUCCUUGUCAAUUUGUAAAUGUACUUGCUACUCAAGCGUUGACCGAUUUGGGUGCAAGUAUUAACUUAAUGCCCUUUUCUUUCUUCAAGAAGCUAAAUUUACCGGAGCCAAGGCCUGUGAAUAUGAAGAUCCAUUUAGCGGAUAAGACAAUUAUUAGUCCAAGAGGUGUUUGUGAAGACCUCCUCAUUAAGGUUGAUAAAUUUAUAUUCCCCGUGGACUUUGUGGUACUUGAUAUGGAAGAAGACCCCGAAAUUCCAAUUAAUUUGGGGAGAUCAUUUUUGAAUACCGCAUGUGCGCUGAUAGAUGUAUGCGAGUCCACACUAACAUUGAGGGUAGGAGAUGAGUCAGCAGUGUUUAAAGCUUUACCAGAGAUCAAGCAAGAAGAAGGAGGAAAAGAAGAAGUCUCAUUCAUUAAUUUGGAUGAUUAA
Messenger RNA from Lactuca sativa (garden lettuce), 1152 nucleotides. The record is from RefSeq and is a predicted model, not a curated record. Lineage: Eukaryota; Viridiplantae; Streptophyta; Magnoliopsida; Asterales; Asteraceae.